Molecule: messenger RNA, 1495 nt
Organism: Sphaeroforma arctica JP610
Lineage: Eukaryota; Ichthyosporea; Ichthyophonida
Exons: 4
Coding region: 284-1495 (403 amino acids)
Biological process (GO): chromatin remodeling; negative regulation of transcription by RNA polymerase II; DNA repair
Cellular component (GO): NuA4 histone acetyltransferase complex; Swr1 complex
Molecular function (GO): transcription corepressor activity
Source: RefSeq, a predicted model, not a curated record
AUUAGGGGAUAUUUGAAGGUCUAAUGCAGACCUCUAUAUGCGUUAGAAGGUUAUACAUCAACACAAAUAUACUGCAAGUACAUACAUAUCGACAGUUCGUCAAGGAUUCGUUCCUAUACACGACCGUAUUCAUAACUGAAGUAGACACAUAUACAUAUAAACUCAUGAGAUCACGAGUUAAACACCACCGUAUACAUUAGAUAUAUAUAUAUAUAUAUAUAUACUCUCGAGAUCCACUUUCGACUAUUCUCGAACACAUUGUACAUGUUGACAAGACACGAGUAUGGUCAAGGCAGUAAGCACCGCCGGUGGUGCGAGUAGGGUUUCACCCGUUAAAACCACCCAACGCACCACAGCCACCAACAGUAGUGCUAUAAAUAAAGUACCUACUAGUGGUACCCUCAGCACACACGAGAGUGCUAAAGCUGCACACGAAAGUGUUGCUAAGACCAGUACUGGCAGUACGGCAACGAUUGCAGCAACAGCCAGCACAGUGAUUAAAAUACCGACGGCUAGUGUUCCUGGUAGUGGACCUACUAAGGUGAAAGCGCACAUGGAGAGGGGGGCGGGUACGGGUGCGGAUGUGAGUACAUCGAUAAAAGAUACGAAACACCCACAGGACAUGCUCACACCUACAAAGGGGCUUGCAAGCAACACGAAAGCAUCACCAGGCACGACGGCGGUAGGUAGGAAUACCAGUAAAAGCACAGGCGGUACCAGUGAGAGUACUGUGAGUGGUGUGACUACAACUGGUGGGACGAGUACACACUCGGAGGCCCCGGCAAAUGGACAUAAAAGUGGGGCUAGUGUGGGGGUGACGGGUGGUGUGCCAAGCAUCCGCACACACUACAGCAGCAAGUCCAAUUCAGCGUCCCGCAAAAACAGGGACAAAGACAAGCAUAAGGACGGGAAGAGUAAGGGAGACAAACACUCCAGCUCGGGGAGAAAGGAUAAAGAUAAAAGCAGAGAUAAAGAUAAAGAUGGCGAGGAAGCCCCGGUGGUAGUACCCACACCCAAACCUAUACUGUACGCUGACGAUUUUGCCGAUAUACAGCAAGGGGGAUUAUUGCAACAUGAGAAUGAUCUAGUGAUGCUGGUACCGACCAUACCAGCGAUGCGCGUAUUGAGGCAGCGAAAAGCAGUUCCAGCCAGGAAAUGGAUCCAGGCCCCCAUUAUAAAUCACGGCAGAAAAGACGCUCUGAAGCUUAGUCAUUGGGUACCAGAAUCCCUGCGAGAGAACGAACAUGCCUUCGCACCACUAGGAGAUAUGGUUAUGACCGACGUCCCGGUGUACACGGAUGAGGAGUACACCACACAUAUACAGCCGCGCAGUGGGGACUGGACGAGAGCUGAGACCGACGAACUACUGGAACUGUGUAGAAGGUUCGACCGGCGCUUUAUCAUUGUGCAUGAUAGGUACAUGGGGGGAACCGGACUCACUUCCCCACCAGUUGAGAGGACUAUCGAAGCACUCAAGGAACGAUACUAUCUGUAA